Messenger RNA from Passer montanus (Eurasian tree sparrow), 1528 nucleotides. Its product is annotated as transferrin receptor protein 2-like. NCBI's taxonomy places the organism in Eukaryota, Metazoa, Chordata, Aves, Passeriformes, Passeridae. The annotation marks the transcript as partial. Gene Ontology annotation, biological process: endocytic iron import into cell. Gene Ontology annotation, cellular component: external side of plasma membrane. The transcript is spliced from 11 exons. The record is from RefSeq and is a predicted model, not a curated record.
GGGGGCGGUGUCCCUGCGCUGGGUGGGGCCGGGGGGGGAGGAGCUCGAGCGGCUCCCGCUGGACCCCGAGGCCUUCUGCGCCUGGAGCGCGCCCGGCACGGCCACCGGCGGGCUGGUGUACGCGCACUUCGGGCGCCCCCAGGACCUGGCGCAGCUGCGGGCGCGGGGGGUGGGGCUGCGGGGGCGGCUGGCGCUGCUGCGGAUGGGGCGGGGCAGCCCCGCCCAGCAGAAUGUGGGCGUGGCCAUGCCAGAGGAGGGCGGGGCAAUGGGAAUAAAGAGCAUAGUGGGCGUGGCUAAAUCGGGUGUGGUCGGGGGGUGUGGCCAAUGCAGGGGUUUGGUGGGCGGGGCAACAAACGGGCGUGGCCAAUCGGGAGGGGCGGUGCCUGGAGGGGGCGUGGCCUCGCUGACCCGGCCCCGCCCAGACUGUUACAUCAUCGUGGGCGCCCAACGCGAUUCGCUGGGCCCGGGGGCGGCGGCCUCGGCCCUGGGCACCGCCCUCCUGCUGGAGCUCGCCCGCUUCUUCGCCGCCAUUGGCCGGGAGGGUGAGGGCGGGGUGGAGAGCCCCAACGAGGGCGGCCGGAGCCUCCUGGAGCAGCUGAGGCGGCCGGGGCGGCGCUGGGAGAGCGACGUGAUCCGCCCCCUGGACCCCCAGGGCGGCGCCUUCCCCUUCGCGGCGGCCGCGGGGGUCCCGGCGCUGGAGCUGGCCUUCGAGGAGGCCGGUGGCGGGUCCUACGCGGCCCUGGGGACACGCGAGGACACGUUUUCGCGGCUGGGGACGCGGCUGCGGGGCCGGCUGCCCGCGGUGACGCGCGCCGUGUCCCUGUGUCACUGUGCCGGUGGCAGUCCCUACGCGGCCCUGGGGACACGCGAGGACACGUUUUCCCGUUUGGGGACGCGGCUGCGGGGCCGGCUGCCUGCGGCCGGUGGCAGUCCCUACGCGGCCCUGGGGACACGCGAGGACACGUUUUCCCGUUUGGGGACGCGGCUGCGGGGCCGGCUGACCAGUAUAGACCAGUGUGGACCAGCGCGGGGGCUGUGGCUGCAGUGCCUCUCCUCGGCCCGCGGCGGCGUGGUGCGCGCGGCGGCCGCGCUGCGCCGGGACAUGGCCGGGGCCGACAGCGGCAACGAGCGCCUGAACCGCGGCUUCAACGCGCGCCUCAUGGCCGUGAGGACCCUGGGGACCCCGGGGACAGCGGCGGGGGACAGCGCCCGGCUGCGGCUGGCGCUGCUGGCCUGGACCCUGCGCGGCACGGCCGGGGCGCUGGCCGGGGACAGCGGGGACAUCGGGGGCGGCCUCGGGGACGGCGGGGACUGCGGGGACCUCGGGGACGGCGGGGGCGGCCUCGGGGACAUCGGGGACAGCGGGGACAUUGGGGGCAUCCUCGGCCAUGUUGGAUCGGCGGCCAUGUUGGAAUGGCAGCCAUGUUGGAUCAGCAGCCAUGUUGGAAUGGCGGCCAUGUUGGAUCGGCAGCCAUGUUGGAAUGGCGGCCAUGUUGGAAUGGCGGCCAUGUUGGAUUGGCGGCCAUGA